AUGGUCUCUACGGAACAGAAGAAGCCCUCCUCUCCGACGCUCUCGAAGCUGACACUCGAGUCGACGGCGCCGCAGCCAACCCUCACCUCGCUCCAGAAUGCGAACAGCAACAGCACAAUGGAGGUGACAGACGCAAUCAGCGUGUCGUCAGGGACCACCAUCACCGUCGCCACUGGUGCAUCGGCCCGCAGCUGCUCACCGUAUGUCUCCCCCUACGCAGUAGGUUUGGACAGUGUGGGCGCGCCGCAUGAUGUGGAGCCCGAUGACCUCGUGACCGCGCUCGCAUCCUCAGCGCGUAACCAAGGCGAUCUCUCGCCUUCGGAGUCAAUGAUGGGCGGGUCCCAUGUGGCGGAGGGACCUCCCGUCCAUCCCCCCCGGGCCUUGCCAAAGCGAAAGUAUCCGAAACUGCUCACUCAGCUAGCACGAGAGAUCCGCUGGAUGCACAAGAACCUGCGCCACGGGCACAACAGCAACGUCACGCCUCGUGUUAGCUGCAUUUACGGUGCAUCGCCGAGCCCGAGUAGCCUCUCCUCUGGCUCCACGUGCAUCGGCGAAGACAGCGAAGACCUGCUCUUCACGACCAGCUUGCGCAGCUCGAUACGGCGCUCCUCCUCUCUGCAAAGCGCGAUGAUGAGCCACGGCGGCAGCAGCCCCACGCACCGUACACGUGGUGCAGCAAGCAGCACGAAACUAUGCAGGCGCACGCCCGAAAGUGGUGAGGUGGAGCAGGUGCAGCCUGCCGCGUUACCAGAGGUAACGCCCGACCCAUACGCGCCGCCUUCGUGCCAGUACGUGCUGCGGGACCUCGCAUUUGUGGCUCCGGGGGGCGACGUGUUUGGGAGUGCCCGCAACAGCAGCUCCGCUAGCUCUGUGAUGUGCGCGGCGUCCGGCGGUAGGGUUGACAGGGCCGCGGCAGCUUUUGGGACUACCUACGUGGCCGAGUCCGCCUUCUCGCUCGGCAAGGACAGCAGCAUGAAGGGCCACGGUGACUCGCCGAGCGCGGUUGAUUUUGGCAGGGACGACACCAGCGAUGUGGAGGCAGUGAGCAAUGUCGCCGCCGGCCCCUCAGACCGAGGAGGCCUCACGGUAGACUGCGCUCGUUUACCAUCGGGCAUCCACGAGGGUGCGCAGACGGGCAGCGAUGCGGCAGCUAGCGGCGACUCGUACCAGGUAUUUUUGAGCAGCGUCGUCGACCUGCAAUGUCGGCUGCACAACCUGGAGCAGCAGACGGCGAGGCUGCGCGCACUCUAUGCGCAGGAGCGGCGGGCACGUCUGCGCUUCAAGGGCAAAGGUCAGCAUCUGAGUUGGACACGCACCGUCGAGGCUGCCAACACGAUCCACUUCUGGCGCCAGAAAGUGAGUAUUUUGCGUCUCUUUGAGUCGCAGUAUCUGAGUGUGCUGAAGUCGUUCCAGCACGAACUGCAGCUCGUCGAUCCGAAAGCAGAGAAGGCACAACAACUCAGACGCUCGCCGGCAAGCGCCGCUGCAGAGCCUGGCGCCACGGCAGGCGUCAUGCAAGCCCGCCGCACAUUUCUUUCCUCGUUGCAGGUGAUUGCAGUGCAGGAGCAGCAUCUGACGAAGCUUGGUGAGCAUAUGGAGGCGUGCUGGAAGGCGAACGCUGUGCUGCGAGAGGAUCUGCGCCACUUGGAGCAGUGCGAAGUGCGCGUGCCACACGAUACCUUCGCCACGGCAGGCAUGGAUGUCGAGCACUUUAUUGCUUCACUACCACCGCGGACAUCGGUCUGCGGCCUCCACAGCGUCCUCUCGCACGCCUCUGUGCACUCUCUGGACAGCCUCGGCAGCACAGAGACGCCGAUGCUGCUGACGGCUCAGAACUUCUCCUUCAUGUCGAGUGGCGGCGAUGGUGAUGACAACAUCGGCAACGCGGCAAGCACAGACAGCAGAGCUACGGGUGCGCACGGCAGCGGAAGCAAUGGAAGCUCACACAGCGGCCACCACCCCACGUCCCCCUCCCCGUGCGGCGCCAACGCCUCGCCCUUCAUAUCAAAGCGGCUAAAGUACGUCAUCCGCUCCGUCGCGCUCGACCAUGAAGAGUGCGGGGGUGACAGCCUCAGCAGCCGUAUCGCGUCGUCCUACAUCGGCUCCUCGAUGCCGGCCACCAACUCGCAAACGCGACGACGCAGCGAGCGCCAUGUGACAUUCGCGCUGGAGCCGGAGGUGCUUGACGCGCGCCCUCGCUUCAGCGCCUACAGCCGCACCGUAGAGCUGCUAGAGCAGAUUUGUCUGGACAAGCAGUCGCCGUGGAAUGCGUUGUCACUGCUGCAGAGUGCUCUGGAAGAGCGUCGUGGUCAGCUGGCGCAACUGCGCGGGCAGUGGGAUGGGGCCCUAACAGGCGAAGCGCCGACCCUCACGUCAAGCGUCACGCCGAAGCCGUGCACGAUCACCACCUCCAGCGGCGGCGGCGCCGUGUGCCACUCACGCGAUAAAACCACGGUGCCGUCACCCAAGUCGUUUCCAUCGGCCACCACAUCAACGUUGAUGACAAAGGGGAAAAGCAGUCGAUACAGCAAGGUGAAGCCGAAGGCGUGCACAACGUGCUCCGCUAUGUGA
Leishmania major strain Friedlin is the source of this 2571-nucleotide messenger RNA. RefSeq lists its product as hypothetical. Lineage: Eukaryota; Euglenozoa; Kinetoplastea; Trypanosomatida; Trypanosomatidae. The transcript has a single exon. The coding region runs from base 1 to 2571 and encodes 856 amino acids. The record is from RefSeq and is a predicted model, not a curated record.